Drosophila innubila is the source of this 2464-nucleotide messenger RNA. RefSeq names its product serine/threonine-protein kinase PLK4 (gene SAK). The transcript has 7 exons. The record is from RefSeq and is a predicted model, not a curated record. NCBI's taxonomy places the organism in Eukaryota, Metazoa, Arthropoda, Insecta, Diptera, Drosophilidae. Gene Ontology annotation, biological process: protein phosphorylation. The coding region runs from base 102 to 2423 and encodes 773 amino acids. Gene Ontology annotation, molecular function: protein kinase activity; ATP binding; protein binding.
CAGCACUACUUUGUUGGCGUUCUCCUUUUAAAUUAUUUUCGGCUUGUUUUUGUUUGUUUAUAAAAAUUAAAGCUGAAACUAUAAGUGAAACAUAGUUAACUAUGCUACCAUAUCGAAAUUAUGGAGAAACAAUUGAUGAAUUCGAGGUACAGCACCUACUGGGCAAAGGAGGAUUCGCUCGUGUUUACAAGGCAAAAUGCCUGCGUACACAUCAAGACGUGGCCAUCAAAAUGAUUGACAAGAAGCUCAUACAGGGCUCUGGAUUGUCGAACCGAGUUCGGCAAGAGGUUGAAAUACAUUCCCGCCUGAAGCACCCGUCUGUGCUGCAGCUGUAUACAUUUUUCCAAGAUGCAAACUAUGUAUAUUUAGUUUUGGAACUGGCCGACAACGGGGAACUGCAUCGGUACAUGAACCAGCAAAUGAAACGUCCCUUUACCGAGGAGGAAGCCGCAUCCAUUCUUCGGCAGGUGGUAGCUGGUCUGCUCUACUUGCACUCACACAACAUCAUGCACCGCGAUAUAUCACUGUCCAAUUUAUUGCUAACCCGAGACAUGCAGGUAAAGAUAGCCGACUUUGGUCUGGCAACGCAACUGAAACGACCCGACGAAAGACACAUGACCAUGUGUGGAACUCCGAAUUAUAUUUCGCCAGAAGUGGUUUCACAUUUGUCACACGGCUUGCCAGCCGAUCUUUGGAGUGUCGGUUGUAUGCUGUAUACGCUCUUGGUUGGCCGACCGCCCUUUGACACCGACGCUGUACAGUCCACACUCAAUAAGGUGGUUCACUCCGACUACACAAUGCCAACCCAUUUGUCCUAUGAGGUACGCGAUUUGAUUGAUAAACUUCUGAGGAAGAAUCCGCAUGAGCGCAUCUCACUUGACCAUGUCCUUAGACACCCAUUCAUGCUGAAGGCUGCCGGAAGCACAAUGUCGUACACAACGCCUGGCGCGUCGGACGCUUAUAGCCAAAGCAUUGCCAGCGGCGACAGCGGAAUCGUCACUUUUGCAAGCAAUGAUUCAAAAAACUCACACAGGCUGCGUUCUGUGGAACAACAAUCCACACAAAACAUGUUGCCGCAGAUUCAAGAGGAAUUCGGAUACUAUCAAGAGCAACAUGAUAAGUUUCCAAAACAGACAACAUUUGACAGCACGGAAAUGGAUUGGCAGAGAAUUGGGAAUGGUGCACAGCAGAAUGGACAUUUUUUAUCACAUUCCACGCCAGCUAUUGCUCCUGUUGUGGUUAGCCGUAAUGCUGGAAGAGAAAAUAAGGAGCGAAUCUCGGUGCCACCCUUGAACACUCUGAGAUUGCAGCCAACGCGAUACAAAACAAAAAAUGCCAUUAUGAGUAUUUUAGCAAACGGAGAAGUUGUAAUUGAGUUUAUCAAGUGUAAGAGUAAAAUGAACGAAGAUCGUAUAAUUGAUGUUUGUCGCAUUUCCAACGAUGGACGCCGCAUUAUAAUAUACCAACCGGAUCCAGGACGAGGGCUGCCGAUAAGAGAUCAGCCAGCAGAGAAUCAUUUGGGCAGCCAGGAUUGCACUUAUGACUACGAAAAUUUGCCACACAAACACUGGAAGAAAUAUGUUUAUGCUGCUCGUUUUGUGGGCCUGGUGAAAAGUAAGACACCAAAGGUGACAUAUUUCAGUACCCUGGCGAAAUGCCACCUGAUGGAAAAUCUGGCUGACUUCGAGAUGAACUAUUACUCUGGAGUCAAACUGACAAAGUCGCCCAGUGAAGGUAUUAAGGUAUAUGAUGCGCAUGGCGUGCUGUUGUCAGAUCAUACCAACAUCGAGACAAAGGCACUCAUUGACCACAGUAACGAGUGCUUUGCGCACUGCCUUAGCAUCUGUAAUGCCCUGGAGCUUGCUCAGACAGGGAACAAUACCUGCUUUCCUGUUACAAUAGGUCGUCGGCCAAUAGCACAGAUGCCGCCAUCACAACGCUCGGAAGGCCUACGGGAUACAACAAAUUUUGCAUAUUCCACACCCAAAUCACAACAGGGGUCAAUCAACUUUUCCAUUAGUACCAUUUCGUCGAUGCGCAGUGGAAGCGAUUUAAUUGGAUCUCAGAUGUUAGCAGCCCAACAAAACGUACCCAUUAAACGGUUGAAUAUACCAGGCGUAGGCUCUGCCACUGAGCUGUCCCAUGGUGUUGUGCAAGUGCAAUUCUAUGAUGGAUCGGUAAUUUCAGUCAUACCAGAAGCACAAGGAGGCGGCGUUACAUAUACGCAACCAAAUGGAGUAUCCACCCACUUCCCGGACCAUGACGACCUACCAUUAUCGGUUAGGGAUCGACUUUCCCAACUGCCCCAAGUGCAGAUGAAGUUAAAGUGUGCCCCCCUGAUCGGCAGCAAAAAAUUUGACUGCAACGCGAUAAAUUCCAAGUCGGCAACUUCUGCGCCUUGGCAUAAUCGCAUGCUAAUCUAAACUAAACAUAACUAAAUAUUAAUCGUGUUUUAAGAAAAAAA